AUGCAAUUGGCGGUCGAAAGUUUUGAUAAGAGUAGGACGUACUUCACUUCUGGUUAUAGAAAAGGAUCCCAGUGGCUAUGGGAUGAUGGAAAUCCAAUCGAAGUCGGUUUUCUAUGUUUUUAUGUAAAGGAAGGUUUAGGUAUUCAUAGCGCCUCUGAGGAAUCUCUUCUUAUCUUUGACGUCAUCGGUGAGGGGAGGUGUUUGGCCAUUAGAAAUGGUGCGUUUCAAGCGGUUGACUGCGACUCUCCUGGUACGGCUCUGUGUGAAGUGGCAAGAGAAUGUGUCUAUCACAGCGAAUACAACGGAAAGAUGAACAAUAGUCAAAGCGGCUUCCCAUGUAUGAAGUGGAACGAUCCCGCUGUACUUUUCUAUGACCUAGUUACAGUUGGACAAACUGGUUGGGACCACAACUUCUGUCGAAUAAUUAAUGAAGAAGAGACUCCCACUUGCUUCGUUUCGCCGACGGUGCGUCAAGCAUGCGAAAUUCCCCAGUGUCCGGACUCGCCUGGGAAUUUUGAACUCAAAGCCGAUUUAUCCUCACCGGAGUGUGGUGCUGGGUUCUUUCCCUGCCAUGACUCAGGCAGAUGUUUGGCGAAUGAUUUUCGUUGCGACUAUGAACCUGACUGUGACGAUGCCAGUGACGAAGUGGAUUGCGAAGAUUUUCUGAGCUAUUUCGAAUUGAUUGGCACGUUGAAGCUGGCCGAUAAAAUCACCGAAAUUUGGACGUACAUUCCGCAUGCACAAGGGGUGAGCUCAUUAUUCCUAACGUUUUGA
Messenger RNA from Ostertagia ostertagi, 774 nucleotides. The record is from the annotation of a GenBank genome assembly. Lineage: Eukaryota; Metazoa; Nematoda; Chromadorea; Rhabditida; Trichostrongylidae.